AACUAUGGUACAAUUAAAGAAGUAAAAGAUGGUGUAGUUAUUGUAAAAGAAGGUCUAAAUAAAGUAGGUAUGUCUGAAAUGGUCGAAUUUGAGAAAAGUGGACUAAAAGGUAUAGUGAACUAUUUAGGUAUGGAAAAAUCAAUAACAGUUUUGGGUAACAUUACUAGUUUAAAAGUUGGUGAUCUUGUAAAAAGAUUAAACACUUUACCUUAUUUGGAUGUUAAUAAUAAUAUUUUAGGGAGAGUAGUAGAUCCUUUAGGUAAUACUUUAGAUGGAUUAGGCGAAAUAAAAAAUGUAAAAGGAGGUAAAAGACUUUUUAUUGAAAAAAAAGCUCCAGGUAUAAUAGAAAGAGAGUCAGUUAGAAAUUCAUUAGAAACUGGUGUAAAAUUUUUAGAUAGUAUGAUUCCUAUAGGUUUAGGUCAACGUGAAUUAAUUAUUGGUGAUCCUAAAACAGGAAAAACAACUAUAGCUAUUGACACAAUUAUAAACCAAAAAGGAAAAGGUUUAAUUUGUGUUUAUGUUGUAAUCGGGCAAAAACAAACAAGUUUAUUAAAGAUUUUAAAAACUUUAAGAAAUAAAGGUUGUAUGUCUUAUACAACAAUAGUUAUGGCUUCAGCAGCUGAUUCUGCUGUUAUGCAAUAUUUAGCUCCAUAUAGUGGUUGUACUAUAGGUGAGUUUUUUAUGGCAAAAGGAAGAGACGUUUUAAUUGUUUUUGAUGAUUUAAGUAAACAUGCUGUUGCUUAUCGUCAAAUGUCUUUAUUAUUAAGAAGACCUCCGGGUAGAGAAGGUUAUCCGGGUGAUGUUUUUUAUUUACAUUCUAGAUUAUUAGAAAGAUCUGCAAAAAUGAAAAAUGAUAGAGAUACAGUUAAAAAUCAUGUAAUAAAUGGUGGUUCUUUAACAGCUUUUCCAAUAAUUGAAACAGUAGAUGGUGAUAUAUCAGCUUAUAUACCUACAAACGUUAUUUCUAUAACAGAUGGUCAAGUUUUUUUAGAAGCUACUUUGUUUAACCAAGGUGUACGUCCAGCUAUAAGUCCAGGAGUAUCGGUUAGUCGUGUUGGUGGUGCUGCUCAAUCAAAAGUUAUGAAGAGUCUUGCAGGUUCUUUAAAGCUAGAGCUAGCACAGUAUCGUGAAAUUGUUGAUUAUAUUAGUUUAGGUUUGUCUGUUGAUGCUUCUACUAAAUUCUUAUUGGAUAAAGGUUCUAGAUUACAAAAAUUAAUGAAUCAACCACAAAAUCAACCAGUAAAUAUUACUACACAAAUUGUUUUAUUAUAUGCUGGUUUAAAAAAUUUAUUAAAUGAUGUUGUUUUAUCUGAUAUAAAUAUUUUUGAAAGAAAAUUAAGUUUUUUAUUAAAAACGGAUUUUUUUUCUAAUUUAUUAAAAGAUACAAUAAAAACAAAGUUAUUUGAUAACGUUGUUGAGUAUUUGAUUUAUGGUUUAAAAAUUACUUACUUUACAAAAAAGUAA
Entelurus aequoreus (snake pipefish) is the source of this 1464-nucleotide messenger RNA. RefSeq names its product ATP synthase subunit alpha-like. The annotation marks the transcript as partial. The record is from RefSeq and is a predicted model, not a curated record. Lineage: Eukaryota; Metazoa; Chordata; Actinopteri; Syngnathiformes; Syngnathidae. The transcript has a single exon. Gene Ontology annotation, molecular function: ADP binding; proton-transporting ATP synthase activity, rotational mechanism; ATP binding. Gene Ontology annotation, biological process: proton transmembrane transport; proton motive force-driven ATP synthesis.